CAACCGCGCGCAGAUGUGGCAGGCAAUCUGUUCCACAUGAACGGCGGCUUCGACAUUCGAUUGCCAGAGAAGGCGGGUGCCAAGGCAGUGGAGUGGGCACGGCGGGCAACCGAAGCUCGGGAGAGAGCGUUGGCGGAGGCAGACGAGUUCGGUGACAUGAUCAUUGGCGACUACGUGGAUACCUACGUGAACCUGACCUACAAGCUCAUAGCGAGCCAUCGAUGGGCUUCUGCAUUUUGCCAAGGAAAAUCUGACGUCUUUCUAUUCAUCGAUGACGACCACGAGUUCAACGCGAAGAAUGUGCUCAAUUACCUGGGUCGUCUGACGAGGUCGGAUCGCCGCCAGCUGCUUAGUGGACCCCUAAUGAUUCGGUCAAGUGUGAUUCAUCCGUUGGAGGAUGCCAGUCGAAAUAAGUGGGCUGUGACCCGAUAUGAGGUUCCGUGGUCGCAGUACCCACCGUACGUAAAGGGAGCAGCGACGUUUGUCGGUGCAGAUAUACUCACGGAGCUGGUCGUAGCCGAAGCCUACACGCGCUUUCUGUGGGUGGAUGAUGUAUUCAUGGGCUUUGCCGCAGCUAAAUUGCCGCAUCUGCAUUUCCAAAGCAUGAAGGGCUUCUACCUCGAAUCCACCAAUAACCAGAAGGCUCUCGUAGCACAUUCACCCAUCGUAUUCUCAUUGGAUUGGCUUGUGGACAAUCUCGUCGAGUACACUAGACAAGCACUGCAGCCGUGGGUGAUGGUGGAGAGAGGUUCGGUCUAG
Messenger RNA from Mesocestoides corti, 759 nucleotides. NCBI's taxonomy places the organism in Eukaryota, Metazoa, Platyhelminthes, Cestoda, Cyclophyllidea, Mesocestoididae. The record is from the annotation of a GenBank genome assembly.